Messenger RNA from Diabrotica virgifera virgifera (western corn rootworm), 2595 nucleotides. RefSeq names its product GPI ethanolamine phosphate transferase 2 (gene PIG-G). NCBI's taxonomy places the organism in Eukaryota, Metazoa, Arthropoda, Insecta, Coleoptera, Chrysomelidae. The coding region runs from base 93 to 2567 and encodes 824 amino acids. The record is from RefSeq and is a predicted model, not a curated record. Gene Ontology annotation, cellular component: endoplasmic reticulum membrane. The transcript is spliced from 2 exons. Gene Ontology annotation, biological process: GPI anchor biosynthetic process.
CCGAAGAAGAAGACACAUGACACAUAACAUAACCAACAAACAUGAUUUGUAUUUAUCAGUAAACAUUAAUAUGAAAAUGAUAAACGAAAAAUAUGACGACAAUUUAUUUACUAGGAAUGUUAAGUGCCUUUUUAUUUUUCUAUGGAUUUUUUCCAAUAUCCACCCGCACCAAUGUUAUUAACAAUACACCCCCUAGUAAAAUAAACAAUGUUGCUUUAAAACAACAUUACUUCUACAACCAAUCCAACUUUAAAAAGACUGUACUGAUAGUCAUAGACGCGUUAAGAUUAGAUUUUGUAAAUACAAAAUACAUGCCACUAACAACAAACUUAUUCCAGGAAAAUGGUUGUUCCAAUGAAGUUAAAGUCGAAACACCAACAGUUACUCUCCCUCGCAUUAAAGCUCUUACAGUAGGAAACAUACCACAGUUUAUUGAUUUGGUUCUAAAUCUAGCAAGUACAGAAAGUUUAUCGGAUAGCAUAAUUCAUUCUGCUCAUGAACAUGGAAAAAACAUUGUUUUUUACGGAGAUGAUACAUGGUUAAAACUUUUUCCUAAUAAAUUUGCCAGGCAUGAAGGUGUUAGUUCUUUCUUCGUUAGAGAUUUUACAGAAGUAGAUUUAAAUGUCACAAGAAAUGUUUAUGCUGAACUUAAAAAUGAUGACUGGGAUAUUAUGAUAUUACAUUACUUAGGUUUGGAUCACAUUGGACAUGUCUAUGGACCAUUUUCUUCCCUGGUACCUACUAAACUUAAUGAAAUGGAUAACAUUAUUCAUACAGUUUUCGAUAAUCUAUCUUCAAAAGGUGAAGAAGUACUUCUGAUGGUUACCGGUGAUCAUGGCAUGAAAGAUAGUGGAGGUCAUGGGGGCUCCACAUAUUCCGAAACGCAUGUCCCUUUAGUAAUCAUUGGUCAUCGCUGUGAGAACACAUCCCUAUCCCAAAGUGAUAUUCCUGCGAAUUUGGCAGUAUUAAUGGGUGUAAAAAUACCAUCUUCAUCAAUUGGAAAAGUACAUAGGAAACUACUUCAAUCUAACGAAGACAAAUAUCUUUAUAACCUACAUUAUAACAGUAUUAUUCUUCAACAAAAAGGUUCUUGUUGCCACGAUCUAUUUGAAGAGGCAUCUAGUCAUUAUAUUAAAUAUCUUAACAAUAAUACUGAUUCUAUUUCUACCUCAAAAGCUAUAAAAUUAUAUGAAAAGUUUUUAGAGAAAAUAAAUGAUAAUCUUGCAAAUAGUUCUGUAAAACAGAAAGAAACAUCACUAUUUAUUGCCCUUUGUGUAAUAAUAAACAUUAUAAUAAUGAUUUAUUCAGAGAUACUUUCCAAACAAAACAAAUAUUACUUAUUGUUUCAAAAAAUUGUUGUGCUAGCUAUUAUUAUUAUCCAAUUUAAUAUAUCCGAGCAUUUAUUAGUAUUCUCUGUCAUGAUUUCUAUAUUAAUUAUACUACUAUUUAACAAUAUCUAUUUUUUACUACCAUUUAAUUUUCAUUUAACUUUCAGUUACUUAAAUUUCUUUGUUUUCAUAAGUAUCCUGCACCCGUUAACCUUUAUUUCUUCCAGCUAUGUAGAGGAAGAACAUCAAUACUGGUACUUCUUCAACAUAUUAUUUGUAUUAUUUAACUGUGUUACUGUUUCUAAAACAAAAAGCAAAUAUGACCUUUUAACUACAGUUGUAUGCCUAGCAAUGUUCAGAUUUUUACGAACAAUGAACUCCACUGGGGAUAAGUGGGCAAUGUAUCCUGAUCUGUCAGGAUGGUUGCUAAAGGAUGAGAACUACUUCUAUUAUCAAUUACUGUUUUUAGUAGGAUUGGGAUCAGUUUUAGUUGCACAGUAUGUUUUGCUGUUACCGAAAAUACCAUGGAAUAUUCACUUUAUAAGCAUCUUAACUCUGUGUUUAAUAUUUAUAUACAAACAGCAAGAAACAAGUGUAAUUUUGGGCAGAAUUGCAUGGUUUCUUGUUUUGGUUCAGUUGAUUAUGACAUAUAAGUUGUCGAAAGUAAUUCCAUGGAUCCUAAUUGCCACAUUACUUUUGAAACCAUACAAUGUAAUACUAAUACCUUAUUGUGUAUUAUGCAGUUUAUAUUUUUCGAAGCAUUUGAGUAGUACACAAGAUACAGUAUUAUAUCAUACAGUACUUGCAAAUAUGUUGUAUUUUGCCCAAGGCCACAGUAACAGCUUAGCUAGUGUUGAUGUUUCAGUUGGAUACACCGGUUUAUCUGAGUAUCAGCCAAUUAUUGUGAUAGCUCAAGUCUUAUGCCACAUACAAGCUUUUCCAGUCCUCUGUCACUUAUUAAUCUUUAAUAAUAAACAGAUUCAACAAAGAGAAGUCUGGAAAGUACUGUUUUGUAACAAGCUGUACGUUUAUUUGGUGACUUGUAUAGUUACUUUUCUUUUUAGACAUCAUUUAUUUAUUUGGUCCGUUUUUGCACCAAAACUUUUCAUAGAAUUUGUGCAUCUCUUGUUUUUAUGCAUUGAAUACCUAUUAGUACAGGUAUGUGUUUAUAUUAGACGGAUUCAUUUCUUAAUACAAGUAACAAAAAUUGUAUUUUUUAAAAAAUAUAUUGUUUAUUAAAACUGUUAAAAAAAGUUUACUUGUAUUU